Zingiber officinale is the source of this 1879-nucleotide messenger RNA. RefSeq names its product putative pentatricopeptide repeat-containing protein At3g13770, mitochondrial. The transcript is spliced from 2 exons. Gene Ontology annotation, molecular function: RNA binding; protein binding; zinc ion binding. Lineage: Eukaryota; Viridiplantae; Streptophyta; Magnoliopsida; Zingiberales; Zingiberaceae. The record is from RefSeq and is a predicted model, not a curated record. Bases 1 to 1449 code for a protein of 482 amino acids. Gene Ontology annotation, biological process: RNA modification.
AUGGUUGCUUCCUGUAUAUUGCCCAACGAAUACACAUUGGCUACAGUUCUUCCUUCUUGUACUGGCCACUCUGGUCAAGAUCAUGGCAGGCAAAUACAUUCUCUAGCAGUGAAAAGUAACUUCGAUUCUCAUAUGUUCGUCGGGAGUUCACUGCUUGACAUGUACUCCAAGGUUGGUGAAGUCAAAGACGCUCGAAGAGUUUUCAACAUGCUGCCUCAUAGGGAUGUUGUUUCUUGUACUGCUAUUAUCUCUGGAUAUGCCCAGUCAGGCCUCGAUGAGGAAGCUCUGAAAGUGUUCCAACAGCUGCAGAGAGAGGGAAUGGAAUGUAACUAUGUUACUUUUGUCAGUCUGUUGACUGCAAUCGCCGGACUUGCUGCUUUGGAUUUCGGUCGGCAAGUGCAUGGCUUGGUUAUCAGAAGUGAGCUUCUGUUUUAUGUAGUCCUCGACAACUCUUUGAUUGACAUGUACUCUAAAUGCGGAAGCUUGAAGCAUUCAAGAAGAGUCUUUGAUAACAUGCUUGAGAGAUCAGUGAUUAGUUGGAAUACAAUGCUUAUGGGUUAUGGUAAACAUGGUUUAGGAAGAGAGGUUGUUCAGCUCUUUAAGUCCAUGUUUCGAGAAGUGAAGCCCAAUGGUGUUACUUUCUUAGCUGUGCUAUCUGGCUGCAGUCACGGUGGAUUGAUCGACGAGGGUCUAGACAUUUUUGGUUAUAUGGUCAGUGAUCAAAGGUUGAAACCAGAAAUAGGGCAUUAUGGAUGUCUCGUAGAUCUACUCGGGCGUGCUGGCAGAAUAGAAGAAGCGCUAGAUGUGAUCAAGAACAUGCCAUACGAACCGACAUCUGCCCUAUGGAAUUCACUUCUAGGUGCGUGCAGAUUGCAUGCUAAGAUUUCGAUUGGCGAAGUUGUUGCUCGAAAGCUUCUCGACAUGGAACCUGACAAUGCUAGUAACUAUGUGAUACUUUCGAAUAUUUAUGCUGCUUCAGGAAGAUGGCAAGAUGUUGCCAGAGUGAGGGAGUCAAUGAAACUGAAAAAACUGACGAAAGAACCAGGGAGAAGCUCCAUCCAACUCGACAAGGUUAUGCACAUUUUCUUUUCCAGUGACCGUUCUCAUCCCCGAAGGAAAGAAAUUUUUGAUAAGAUUACAGAGGUGUGCGAAAGGAUCAAAGCGGCAGGUUAUGUUCCAGAUCUUAGCUGUGUGCUACAUGAUGUAGACGAUGAGCAAAAGGAAAGCAUACUACUUGGGCAUAGCGAGAAGUUGGCCAUAGCAUUCGGGCUAAUGGGCAAUGCUUGUCGCGAGUCGAUUCGCAUCACAAAGAACCUCCGAAUCUGCAUUGAUUGUCAUAAUUUCGCAAAGUAUGUAUCGAAUGUAUAUCAAAUGGAGAUAUCUUUGAGGGAUAGCAGCCGGUUCCAUCUAGUUGCCGGAGGGGCGUGCAGCUGUGGGGAUUACUGGUGAUCGACAGCGAUCUGAGGGAUCAGUUGGAGAUGGAAUUUGAACUGAGCCAAUUGGGCUGGUCGGAACCAGCCAUUUGAAAGCAGACGGUGUUGUCGACAUGACAAACUGAUCGAAUCUGCCCCAGUAAACUAUCCAACAUGUCGAACGAAGUGGACUAUUUGGGGAGCUCAACCAGGCUGAGUGAACCAUAAUCCAUCUCAUAGAGUGAUUUUAUUAUCACCAAAGUUCGUUCAUUUCCUAUGAUUAUAACUUUCCUUUUCCUUGAGAUUUGGAAAGAUUUUAGGGCAAGAAUCACAAGAGCAGUCCUAUAUUUUUGAAUAUCACAUCACACAUGGGCAUCUUUUUUUCGUUGUGUUAUAGGUUAUGUAUCCAUUGUAGCGAUUAUGAAAUUAUAAUUAUGUUGUUGAACAAGUAGGAUUUAAAUUUAAAA